Messenger RNA from Linum tenue, 889 nucleotides. The record is from the annotation of a GenBank genome assembly. Lineage: Eukaryota; Viridiplantae; Streptophyta; Magnoliopsida; Malpighiales; Linaceae.
AUCUACCUCUAUUAAUCCAUCGAAUUCUCUACAUUCUUAGUUGGUUGAUGCUUCAAACCCAUUUGACUGCUUAAUUUUAGGGGGGAAAUCAGAGAUCAUGCCUCGAAGAUACGCGUUCGGGAGGGCGGACGAGGCCACCCAUCCUGAUUCAAUGAGAGCCACUCUGGCCGAGCUUGUCUCCACUUUCAUCUUUGUGUUUGCAGGGGAAGGCUCUGUUCUUGCUCUUGCAGACAAGCUGUACAAGGAAACAGGGCCGCCGGCUUCCGGCCUGGUGAUGAUCGCCCUGGCGCAUGCUCUGGCACUGUUCGCCGCGGUGGCAGCUAGCAUCAACGUCUCCGGUGGACACGUCAAUCCAGCUGUCACCUUUGCGGCCCUUGUUGGAGGGAGGAUCUCGGUUGUUCGCGCAAUCUACUACUGGAUUGCGCAGAUCCUCGGUUCCAUCAUCGCCUCUCUCCUGCUCCGUCUCGUCACAAACGGCAUGAGGCCGGUUGGGUUCUAUGUGACAUCCGGGGUGGGCGAGGGGAACGGGCUGAUACUGGAGAUUGUGCUGACGUUCGGGCUGGUGUACGUGGUCUACGCCACGGCCAUCGAUCCCAAGAGAGGGAGUUUGGGGAUCAUGGCGCCACUAGCGAUUGGGCUCAUAGUCGGGGCGAACAUCUUGGUCGGUGGCCCGUUCGAUGGCGCGGCAAUGAAUCCGGCGAGGGCGUUCGGGCCGUCGUUGGUGGGAUGGAGAUGGAAGAACCAUUGGAUCUACUGGCUGGGUCCUUUCCUCGGUGGAGGGUUGGCGGCGAUCAUCUACGAGUACAUGAUAAUCCCUACCGAGCCGCCGCUUCAUACCCAUCAUCAGCCUUUGGCUCCUGAAGACUACUAAAGCUUACUGCCAUUGCUG